CCGGAUUUGGGUAAAGCAGAUUUGAAAGACAUCGCUGAGGUUGUUACUAAAAAGAAAUCGCAAAUAGAUGGUUUAAUUGUAUCGAACACUACAACAGACCGUAGUGAUUUAAAAGAAACGACAUUAGCUAAAGAAAAUGGUGGUUUAAGUGGUGCACCAUUACGUUCCAAAUCCACUAAACUAAUUGCAGAAAUGUAUCACCUUACAAAUGGAAAAAUUCCGAUUAUUGGUGUAGGCGGUAUUGCCUCAGGGGAUGAUGCAUUUGAAAAGUUGGAAGCUGGAGCAUCAUAUUUGCAAUUCUACACUGCUUUUAUAUACCAUGGUCCACCAGUAGUAUCACGCAUAAAAAGUGAACUCUCAAAUAUUUUAAAAGAAAGAGGAUAUAAUAAUAUUGAAGAAGUUGUUGGUAAUAACUAUAAAAAGUAUCUAAAUUAA
Molecule: messenger RNA, 435 nt
Organism: Teleopsis dalmanni
Lineage: Eukaryota; Metazoa; Arthropoda; Insecta; Diptera; Diopsidae
Product: dihydroorotate dehydrogenase (quinone), mitochondrial-like
Exons: 1
Coding region: 193-435 (80 amino acids)
Biological process (GO): pyrimidine ribonucleotide biosynthetic process; 'de novo' pyrimidine nucleobase biosynthetic process
Cellular component (GO): cytoplasm; mitochondrial inner membrane
Molecular function (GO): dihydroorotate dehydrogenase activity
Source: RefSeq, a predicted model, not a curated record